AUGAAACUAACCAGUUUGGUACUAACUGGUGGGGCUAGCAGCCAUGCUGCUGUCUGUAAUCCAGUUGUCGAUAUGCAAGAUAAUAAUCGACAGUAUGAAGGCUUAUUUCUUCAAGGGGGAGUAAAUGAUUAUGACAAGUGUGUCUACUUUAUUGAUAGAGCUGAAACGUGGGCAAAUGCAGCGCAGUCAUGCCAAAAUAUCGUUCCGAUGCAUGAUGGUUGUAGCAACCCAGUCUACUGUCGAGGAAUGCUCGCAUCUAUCCAUUCUCAAUCACAGGAACAAAAAAUUGAACAAUCAAAUUUGCGACAAGAAGAAACGUACUGGAUUGGUCUUCGAAAUCAUUGUCUAAAUUGCGAGUUUGACUGGGCAGAUUUGUCACCAAUCGAUUAUACCAACUGGGGUGAUGGAGAGCCAAAUAAUGCUGGCGAUGGAGAGGAUUGUGUGACCAAGGGUGAUCACUGGAGUAGCUACACGUGGAACGACGAUAACUGCUCCAAGCCUUACAGAUUUAUGUGUGAAGCCUACACCUCUGAAAUUCAUCCUGCUCCGGACCCAUGGGAGUCCGCGAGCGGUGGAUGCAAGACUGGCUGGACCAAGUUCGGGAACGGUUGUUUCAAAUCGUUUGGAGGCAAACAAAUGAACGGCGAGGACGCUCAUUGGAAAAAUCUCGCUGAUGCUAAGGCCGCAUGUGUUGCUGCCUGGCCAGGAUCAACUCUUGCUGUUUUUCAUAACCAUUACUACCAAUACUUCGCUACUUCUCAGCUUCACGAGCUUGGAGUAACAACAUGGAUCGGAGCGGAGAAAACAUCCAACCAAGAUCACUAUUUUCACUGGAUGGAUGGUAGCAAAAUGAGCUUCACAAACUGGGCUCCUGGUGAACCAAACGGCGAACUGUCUGGUGAAAAUGGCGUUGAAAUGUAUGCCAAAACAAAUUACGAGUUUGGAUCAAAAGCAGGAUCUUGGAACGAUAUCUGGGUCGAUCACCAUAAAGCUUACAUGUGCAGUCACGUCGUCGACCCUAUGGAAUCAGGGACUGGCCCGAAUCCACUUAAUUGCCCUGAUGGUUGGACACCUUAUCGACACUUCUGCUAUAAGUUGGAAGGAGCUCAAGAAUCCGGUCAUAAAUCGUUUGAUGAUGCCAACGCUGAUUGUAUGGCACAAGAUAAACGUGCGAAAUUAGCCUCGAUCAUUGAUGAUCACGAGUUCAACUUCAUCAGGUCGAUGUUUUAUAAAACGCUCGAUCUUAACAAAGGAACUAUCAAUACUCCUGGUCCAUGGAUUGGCCUUGAAAUUCGACAGGACAAAGAUGGAGCAGUCAAUGGAAAGUGGCUUGAUGGCUUCUUGUACCAAGUGGAUUAUUGGGGAAGCAAGCAACCUGAUGGAAAUAUCAUCCCAAAAGAUGGAUCAAGAGCAUGCGCCUUCAUGGAAGUACCGACUGGUUUUUGGAAAAUUGCCGAUCAAGAUUGCAAACAGAGAUACCCAUACGUUUGCAAAUUAAACAUUGAAGACCUCGACUUUAAUCCAGAUCACUGGGAAGACAAAAGAGGAGAACCAUUAGACUGCCCAACUGGCUGGACUGCCCUCGUUUCUGACGAGCAUGUUUGUGUUCGUGCAGGAACUGACUCUUUCAACUGGUUCGAAGCCGAAGGCAAGUGCUCGCAUUGGCAUUAUGGAACUGGCCACUUGGUCUCUAUUCACUCUGAAACCAAAAAUACUGAAGUAAAAGCACUCUACCAAUCUCUUUCGGACAAAGAUUUCUGGGUUGGGGCUAGGCGAAAUCCAAACAACGCCUUUGUAUGGACCGAUAAUACGGAGUUUCUGUAUACAAAGUGGUCACAAGGCGAACCAUCUGGAGAGUGGCAGGGUGUUGCUGAAGAUUGUGUCCACCUUCGUAAUGAUGGCUAUUGGAACGAUGCCUAUUGCGCAGAUGACUACAUGGGAUACGUUUGCCAGAUUUCAAGAAUGUACUCUAAUUGCGUCAGCACACCAGAAGCUGACAAAGAAAUUUGCCCUGACGGACACGACGAGCGCUCUUGCAAUCUUCUAAAAUGCUGUUGGGAUCCAACAGCAAAGAAGAAAUGUUACAUGCCUGGGCUUGGAAAAAGCUCUGAUGGAAUGAGCCCUGGUGCAGCUGCAGGAAUUGUGAGCGGGGUUUUUAUCGCGCUCAACUUCGCUCUCUUUGCCUUUUUUACUUUGCGAAAUUAG
Messenger RNA from Oikopleura dioica, 2205 nucleotides. Lineage: Eukaryota; Metazoa; Chordata; Appendicularia; Copelata; Oikopleuridae. The record is from the annotation of a GenBank genome assembly.